Emiliania huxleyi CCMP1516 is the source of this 576-nucleotide messenger RNA. RefSeq lists its product as hypothetical. The record is from RefSeq and is a predicted model, not a curated record. Bases 1 to 576 code for a protein of 191 amino acids. The transcript is spliced from 4 exons. Lineage: Eukaryota; Haptophyta; Isochrysidales; Noelaerhabdaceae. Gene Ontology annotation, molecular function: ATP binding; ATP-dependent chromatin remodeler activity.
AUGGCUGUCCGCCCCUUUUUGGGUGGCGCUCUCGAUACGAUGGUAGACUAUCUCGUGAUCUGCCCGAGCGGGCGCAUGCAGCUGUGGGUCAGCGCCCUCCAGCAGCUCGCCCCCUCGACCCGCGUGCUCGUCAACCAAGGCACGCCAACUCAGCGGAAGAACGCUCUGCUGUCACAGCCUCGCGAUUAUGAUCUUCUGCUCACGCCGUACAGCCUCGCCAUCAAGGACACUCUGCACCUCUGCAAACUUCGAUGGAAAGUCGUCGUCUGGGACGACGGUCUGAGCGAGCUGCGGCGCGGCUUUCGCGAGGGGUCCCAGACCUGGGCACUCCAUCAAGGCGUUAAUAAAAGGGCCGCGCACUGUCGCACAGACUACAACAUCCUGCUGUCUCCGGCUCGCGUGACAAACGCGGACUACCUUCUCUGGCUGGUGCACAACCACCUUGGCGCGAGGCUGUUGCCGAUCCGGGCGGGUGUCGGCCGUGCCACGUAUGCGUGCUCGGAAAGCGAAGGCGGGCGUAUAGCACACGCCAUCACGCCACAGUCACGUAUACGGUACUAUGCUGACGUCUGCUAG